Molecule: messenger RNA, 1394 nt
Organism: Cydia splendana
Lineage: Eukaryota; Metazoa; Arthropoda; Insecta; Lepidoptera; Tortricidae
Gene: 6pgl
Product: 6-phosphogluconolactonase
Exons: 4
Coding region: 69-767 (232 amino acids)
Biological process (GO): carbohydrate metabolic process; pentose-phosphate shunt
Molecular function (GO): 6-phosphogluconolactonase activity
Source: RefSeq, a predicted model, not a curated record
AACAAAACAAGUUGAUAUUUGAUAGAUUAUUUGCCCGGUACACACGAGUUUUCACAAAAUAACAAAUCAUGACGAUCAUAAAAGUAGCAAAUGAGGGUGAGGUGAUCAGUAAGCUAAGUAUGUAUGUGGAGAAAAUAUCGAACGACGCUAUUUACAAUCGGGGCAAGUUUUACAUUGGGUUAUCAGGUGGGUCGGUGCUAAAAUUCCUCUGUGAAGGUCUACCGAAGGUCAACACAGUGUGGUCGAAAUGGACCCUGGCGUUCUGCGACGAGCGAGUAGUACCAGAAGAUAGCGAGGACUCCACUUUCGGAGUUUACAAGAGGGAACUUAUACCUAAGACUGAAUUAAAAGAGGAGCAAUUUGUUGUAUUGAAACAGGGUGUCUCUGCUGAAGAAGCAGCAAAAGACUACACAGAAAAACUAAAAUCAGCCUUCAACAGUGAAGAAUUCAAAUUUGAUUUGCUCCUCCUGGGCAUGGGUCCCGAUGGCCACACUUGCUCCCUGUUCCCGGGACAUCCACUGCUGGAAGAAACCGGCUUGAAGGUGGCGGCCAUCACUGACUCUCCAAAACCACCUCCGGCAAGGAUCACAUUGACAUUCCCUGUUAUAAACUCUGCAAGGAAUUGUAUUUUUGCUAUUAGUGGGGCAGGGAAGGCAGACAUGGUCAAGCGUAUCCUAAAGGAUAAAGAGGACCUGCCUUCAGCUCGCGUGAAGCCGCAAGGCGCGCUGUACUGGAUCGUCGACAACGCCGCCGCCGCGCACAUAUGAAUAUGAAUGUUGCUGACAUUGCAAUAAGAUUGACAUUAGGGUACACAGUCAAGAAAUUAGUUUUCUGUGCCACUUUGUACCUUGUUACAGUGAAAUAAAUGAGAAAGCAGCUAUUAGGGGUUUCAUAGUAUUGUCACUGUGACAAAAUACGAUGUGGCACAGAAAUUAAUUCUUUGACCAAACCUUAUAUUCUAAAUCUGCCCUUAUUGCAAUGCCUUAUUGUCUAAUAACGUUAAUACAUGGUUAAUACAAUUAUGAGUGAACAUGAUGAGAUAAAAAAUGUGAUAAGUCAAAAAUAUUUCAUAGUGAAUAAUCAAGUGAUCAAAGACAGCGAUUUUUUAUGCACAAGUGCUAGAAAAUUUUAGACCGACUUUAUAUAUUUGAUUCACAUUAAAUAAAAAUAUUCAGAGCUGCAUUUAAUGUAUCACAGGCCGCUUACUGCAUUUAGUCUUAUCCACCUUAUGAUAGAAUCUGUUACAGUCUGUUCUGCCUUUAAUCUUUGAUGUUGUAGUUAAAACUACUUGUGGUGAAAGGGUGUUUGUGAACUUUUUUAUAAUGUUGUCAUAUUUCUAGGGUUUUAUACAUUCUUGUUAAAUAUUGUUUUUCAAAUAAAACUGGUAAGUUUGU